This is a messenger RNA of Moneuplotes crassus, 1029 nucleotides long. The record is from the annotation of a GenBank genome assembly. NCBI's taxonomy places the organism in Eukaryota, Ciliophora, Spirotrichea, Euplotida, Euplotidae.
GAUGAAGCCACUUGGCUCUGAGAAAGAGGUCCUGUUCAAGAAGACAGAGGAGAAUAUUCAUUUUAAUCUGUCGAUGAAGAAACCCUCCACAGGACUUAACAACACACUUGAACCUGUAUAUCUCUUGGAUGGGAGGCCACUUAAUACUAUUGAGUACAGUCCGAAGAAAGUGAUUUAUGAAGGCUCAAAUAAAAUAUUUAACAAGGAUUCUUAGAUGAUGGAACUCAUUCUAAAAGUGUUGAUACGAGAAAGGACGUAGUCAUGACCCAACCUAAUAAGAAAACAUCUGAGAACCUACAAAUUUUCCAAUGAAAUUUCUCCAAAGAUCAUAACUGUGAUUGCUUAUUACACAGGGAGGCUAAGGUACAAGUCAAAAAUCCUUCCAGAGGCCGGAGAAGGCUCUUCUUGGAAUUCCUCUGUAGAAAUGACAAGAUCACUGUGAAAUAAAUUAGAAAGAGAAAAACAAAUAAUUGCAAGAAAUAUAUACAAGAAUAAUGAUACAACCAUUUUUAAUAGAAAAUUGCUACUGAACCUUGGACUUGAAAAGCAGUCAUGAGUGAGAAAACAAGGAAUUAGGGAGAAAACCUGAAGAAAACUCCAAUUCAGCAGGAAGAGAGGAAUCUCUUCAGGAGCAAAAGUAAGCUUCAUUAAGAGUGUCAGAGACAGGAAAUCUACUGUUGAUCAAACAGAUUUUAUGAUGAAAAGAGCUGUAAGAGGGGUUGAUAUUCCUGAAAAGAAGACUGCCUCAAAAAUAUCUCUGAAGUAUUUGAAAAACUUUAAAUAUGGCAAAAGUCCAAAGCGUACUUUCAGACUAAUCAAACUCGGCUGUAAAUAAGCUAAACAAAUCACUCCAAUCAAUUUCAAAAGAAUAUUCAACCUGAAAGUCCAGUCUCACAACAUUAGCAAAAAAUCUAAAACAGUUCCAUUUCAAAAGGCCUGAAUCUCCUCUCAAAGAGCUCUUAGACACCACUUCCAAAUAUGGAGCUUAUACUUAAAAAGUUUAUCUGGCCAUCCUAAAGCCUAAUUUUA